Molecule: messenger RNA, 3584 nt
Organism: Hevea brasiliensis (rubber tree)
Lineage: Eukaryota; Viridiplantae; Streptophyta; Magnoliopsida; Malpighiales; Euphorbiaceae
Product: putative receptor-like protein kinase At3g47110
Exons: 2
Coding region: 56-3175 (1039 amino acids)
Biological process (GO): protein phosphorylation
Molecular function (GO): ATP binding; protein kinase activity; protein binding
Source: RefSeq, a predicted model, not a curated record
AUCACUGUAACCGUUGCUGUGUAAUUGUCCCAAUAGCCUCCUUCUACCAAACCAAAUGAAGAUUUAUCAGCUUUUUCUUCUUUGUUUUCCACUAGUUAUUUUCCUCUCUUUAAACCUGCAAUUCACGAAAGCCCAAUCUUUAGCAAAUGAGACCGAUAAAUUUGCUUUGCUCAAAUUCAAAGCAGGGAUAUCCAGUGACCCACAUCAAAUCUUUAACUCAUGGAAUCAUUCUUUUCCUUUCUGCCAAUGGUAUGGAAUCACUUGCAGUAGCCGCCACCAGAGAGUCACCUCAAUGGUGUUAGAAGGCCACAAUUUGAUUGGAUCCAUAUCACCAUAUAUUGGCAAUUUGAGUUUUUUGAGAAUCCUCAACCUGCGAAACAACAGUUUCAAUGGUCAAAUUCCCCAGGAAAUCGGUAAUUUGUUUCGAUUUCGGGAAUUCUAUCUCAACAACAACACAAUAGAAGGUGAAAUUCCCGUCAACUUGACGCGUUGUUCCCGUCUCAGGAUACUCCGCCUAUCAUGGAAUAAUCUAACUGGGAAAAUCCCUGCAGAGCUUGGCUCUUUACCUAUGCUUGAAGACCUUCGAUUCAGAGCAAACAAUCUGAAUGGAAAAAUCCCACCUUUCCUUGGCAACCUUUCAUUGCUUAAUAUCCUUGUUGGAGAAAAUAUGGAGUUAGAGGGAAAUAUUCCAGAUGAAUUGGGUCGAUUAACAAGCCUAACAUUUUUCAGUUUUGGGUUAAAUAAACUAUCUGGUGUAUUCCCUUUAUCUAUUUUCAAUAUCUCAUCUCUUAAUGUGAUCUCAAUACCGCAAAACAAGCUUUGUUGUAGCCUACCAAACAACAUUGGGUUUACUCUUCCAAAUCUCCAGAGUUUUAGUAUUUCAAAUAAUUUGUUUUCUGGGCCAAUUCCAAAUUCCUUUUGCAAUGCUUCUCAAUUGGAGAUGCUUGAUGUUGGAGAAAACAAUUUUACGGGACAAGUCCCGAAUUGUCUAGGAAAUUUACAGAGUCUUUGGUUGGUAAGAGUUGCUGUUAAUAACCUAGGAUAUAAUUCCGCUGGUGACUUGGCCUUUUUAAGGUCUUUGAAAAACUGUAGCAAUUUGAAAAUUCUAGGUUUCAGUUACAACAAUUUUGGAGGUAUUUUGCCCAACUCUGUAGCUAAUUUGUCCGUUCAACUUAACCAACUAUAUUUUGGAGCAAAUCAAAUCGCAGGAAUUAUUCCUGAUGCCUUUGAGAAUUUCAUCAACUUGGUUUCACUGUACAUGCAAAACAAUCUUUUCACUGGAGUCAUCCCUUCUUCUAUUGGAAAAUUAAGAAAACUUCAACUUCUGUUUUUACAUGAAAAUGGAUUGUCAGGACAAAUCCCAUCUUCUAUAGGCAAUCUCACUCAAUUGUCUCUACUUUCCAUUUCACAAAACAAUUUUGAAGGAAAUAUUCCAGCAGGUAUAGGAAACUGCAAGAAUUUGCAAUAUUUGGAUAUUUCAGGAAAUAACCUCAACGGAUCUAUACCCAAAGAGGUUCUUCGUCUUCCUUCCUUAUUUCAAAACUUGAACUUAUCACAUAAUUCACUCAAUGGUGAUCUGCCAACUGACGUGGGAAGGCUAACAAAUAUAAUUACAUUGGAUGUCUCAGGAAACCUGCUUUUUGGAGAAAUUCCUAGAACCAUUGGGUUUUGUUCAAAUAUGGAAUAUCUCCAUAUGCAAGGAAAUUUUUUCCAAGGAAUCAUUCCAUCAUCUAUGGCUUCAUUGAAGGGUCUACAGGUUUUAGAUCUUUCGCAAAACAACCUCACAGGAGAAAUACCAAAAGAUUUGCAAAGUUUACGGUUUGUAUUAUAUUUGAAUCUUUCUUUUAAUAAUCUUGCGGGUGAGAUUCCAACCGAAGGAGUUUUUAGAAAUGCAAGUACAAUAUCAUUGAUGGGUAAUAAUAAGCUUUGUGGUGGUGUGCCAGAACUCCAUCAACCAAAAUGUCCCACUAAAGCAAUGAAGAAAGGAAAGUCCAUUGCUAUUAAGUUAGCAAUCAUAAUUCCUUGUGUGAUUCUUGGUGCCGUGUUGAUGUUAGCCUUCUUGCUUUCUUAUCGAAGGAGAGUAUCAAAAAAGAAAUCAUCUGCCUCAUCGAAAGAAAUGGAUCGUCUUAUAAGGGUAUCUUACAGGGAUCUUUAUGAUGCAACAAGUGGAUUCUCUGCUGAUAACUUAAUUGGAUCUGGAACCUUUGGUUCUGUGUAUAAAGGAUUUCUCAAUCAAAUGGAAAGACCUGUGGCUGUUAAGGUCCUCAAACUUGGAACAAUGGGUGCUUCAAAAAGCUUCAUGGCCGAAUGCAAGGUGUUAAGGAGAGUAAGGCAUCGGAAUCUGGUUAAGCUGUUUACAUAUUGCUCUAGCAUUGAUUACAAACAAAAUGAAUUCAAAGCUCUAGUUUAUGAAUUCAUGGGUAAAGCAAGCCUGGAGAAGUGGUUGUAUCAUGAUAUCAACAGCAAUAAUCAAUCAAGAAACUUGAAUUUUCUUCAAAGACUGAAUAUUGCAAUUGAUGUGGCAUCUGCAUUGCAUUACAUUCAUGACCUUUGUGAAAUUCCAAUCAUCCACUGUGACUUGAAGCCCAGCAAUGUUCUUCUGGAUGACGACAUGGUUGCACAUUUAAGCGAUUUUGGUUUGGCUAAGCUCUUAUUGAACACAAAUGAUGCAUCACAAACUCAAACCAGCUCAAUUGGAAUAAGGGGGACUGUUGGCUAUGCGGCUCCAGAGUAUGGAAUGGGUAGCAUUACAUCAAAAGAGGGAGAUGUGUAUAGUUAUGGGAUCCUUGUAUUGGAGAUUUUCUCAGGGAAAAGACCAACAGAUAAAAUGUUUGAAGACCGUUUAAAUCUGCACAACUUUGUGAAGGAUGCAUUGCCAAAAAGACUUACCCAAAUCACAGACCCAACCAUUCUCUCAAGACGAAUGGAAGAAACACCAACAACAGAUACUGAAAUAGAUGAGCAGAUAGAAAUAAACGCAGAAGCAGAAUCGAGCAAUAAUGCGAACGUGAGCAGAACAAGUAUUGCUAAACAGAAAGAUUGCUUGAUUUCAGUAUUCAAAGUUGGAGUAGCCUGUUCAGUAGAAUCACCAAAAGAUAGAAUGAGCAUGAGGGAUGUUGUUAAAGAACUGCAUUUGAUUAGAAGUACUUUCCUUGGAAUUCGUAUCUUUGGAUGAAGACAGGCAAGUAAAGAACAAUCGUCGAAAGUGUUUGUCAUUAGAAAUAACCAAUAAAAUUAAUUUAUGUUCUUGCUGAUAACUCUUUCUUGAGUUCAACUCAUCUUGUUUUGAUUAAUUUCUGUGGAGUCAUUUAAUUUUAUAAAUUGGUUUUGAUGGAAAGUUAUUAAUAUAUUGGCUAAUCUUACUAGUUUCUUUCUGUAAUUUCAGGAGAAUUACACUUCUUGAAUAAGUCAGAGGGCCAUCUGUUAUGCAUUCUUCACCGAGUCCUUGCAGAGUAAAUAAAGUUCUAUUUACAGUAUAGCUAGCUCUAUGCUUUCGCAUAAAUGAGCAAAUGUAAAAAUCUAGUAUCUACAUACAGGUUGUUCUAUUAUAUAUGCUUUUACUAAUAGAUUGAUGUGCAAUAAUA